Messenger RNA from Pogona vitticeps (central bearded dragon), 4408 nucleotides. RefSeq names its product calcium voltage-gated channel auxiliary subunit gamma 8 (gene CACNG8). Gene Ontology annotation, cellular component: postsynaptic density membrane; AMPA glutamate receptor complex. Lineage: Eukaryota; Metazoa; Chordata; Lepidosauria; Squamata; Agamidae. Gene Ontology annotation, biological process: postsynaptic neurotransmitter receptor diffusion trapping; positive regulation of synaptic transmission, glutamatergic; transmission of nerve impulse. Gene Ontology annotation, molecular function: channel regulator activity; voltage-gated calcium channel activity. The record is from RefSeq and is a predicted model, not a curated record.
CCCAGAAGAACCUCUAGAAACAUCUUUCACUGCAUUCCCAAGAUCUCUGGAACAACUGUUAGCAUCCUAACCUGUCCUGUAUCAAGGUGUUUCCUACAAUUCAAACUAAACACAAGAAGGUACUCCUUUGCUGCUAUUUCUCUAAAGCUUGUGUAUUCCAGAUCCUGCCUAUUAGAAGGGGGAGCUGGCCACAAAAGUAAAGGCAUCCUUUGUCACCACUGCUGCUACUACUUGCAUCUAUCACUGUUGGUCUCCUUUUUUACUGCCAAGCUGGAGUCACUCAAGCGCUGGAAUGAGGAGAGGAUGGUCUGGUGUGAGAAAGGUGUCCAGAUUUUACUCACCACCGUGGGGGCCUUUGCAGCCUUUGGCCUCAUGAUCAUUGCCAUCGGCACAGAUUACUGGCUGUAUGCCCGUGCCUUCAUCUGCAAUACGACCAACAUCUCUACGGAAGAAACUCCUCAAAAAGACAAAAAGGAUCCUGGAGGGCUUACUCAUUCAGGCCUCUGGAGGAUAUGCUGCUUAGAAGGGCUGAAGCGAGGGGUGUGCGUGAAAAUUAACCAUUUUCCUGAGGACACAGAUUACGAUCACGACAGCGCAGAAUACCUCCUACGUGUGGUACGAGCCUCAAGCAUCUUUCCUAUUCUAAGUGCUAUCUUACUGCUACUGGGAGGAUUUUGUGUGGCUGCAAGCCGUGUCUACAAGUCAAAGCGCAACAUCAUCCUCGGUGCUGGUAUCCUGUUUGUUGCUGCGGGUCUCAGUAACAUAAUUGGCGUCAUCGUCUACAUCUCAGCCAAUGCUGGGGACCCUGGCACAAAACGUGAUGAUGAGAAAAAGAGCCACUAUUCUUAUGGCUGGUCCUUUUACUUUGGUGGCCUUUCCUUCAUUCUGGCUGAGAUGAUUGGGGUUCUAGCAGUUAACAUCUAUAUUGAGAAGAACCGUGAAGCCCAUUGCAAGAGUCGCACGGAGCUCCUGAAGAACCCUUCUUCCUCAUCUUCUGCCAUUUUGCGCCUUCCUAGCUACCGUUUCCGAUACCGCCGCCGGUCGCGCUCCAGCUCCCGCUCUACUGAACCAUCACAGUCCCGAGAAACCUCACCGGUAGGCCUCAAGGGCUUCCCGUCCACCGACAUCUCCAUGUACACACUGUCAAGGGACCCCUCCAAAGCCAAUGUUAGUUCACUUUACGGUGGUGCCAAUGAAACGACAUCAACGGGAGCAACUGCAUCUGGCGCAACUGGUAGUGGGGGCGGGUUCUUGCAAUUGCACAACACUUUCCCCAAGGACCCUGGGGUCACUGUCACAGUGACCGGGCCAGGUGUAGCAGGGGCAACUGGCACCUUGGGUAAAGAUGCCUCCUCAAACACCAACACACUCAACAGGAAGACAACACCAGUGUAGAGAAAGAGGUAAGAGAGGAGAGGGCACUGGAAGGAGAAAAGGUAAAGAGAAGACACGGUUCAAAGUCUGUUGAGAGCAUCAAAAUGUUGUGAAGCAAGAAAACAACCUUCCUUCCUCUCUCCCUCCCUCCCUUCUCUCUUCUGUCCUUCAUCCCUCCCUGAACUCACAUCACUUUUUUAACCCACCAAUGGGAUCUAAGAUCUCACCUCACAUAUUGUAGGAAACACAAAAAGAGUACUUUCAUGUGGGGUGGGGGAGGCUCUCAUGAAAAAUGUGGCAGGGAUCAAACAUAUCUACUACCCAGUUCAAGCAAAAUGAAUCAAGCAUCACUAUCCUUUCAAGCAGAACUUUGAGGAUAACAAGGCUGGAUAUUCUCCACACUGGACUACAUGAGAAGGCUGCUGGUGCAGCUCUUAGGAAGAUGGAAAGUUUAUCUUGCCUACUUCCUUGUGAUGUUCAGGGGCUAGCCAGGCUUCCUAGAUUCUGCAAAAGAGGAAUAAGGGUUGAAAGCAGUGUGUGUAUAGACAGAACUCCUGGCUUUUCCAUAAUGAGCCUCCUUUAAGAUGUCACAGUGUCCUGUGCCAAAUUUAAGGCUGCAGUGUGGAUCAAGAGAGUGUUUGUUCCUCAGCAGGUAUAAGGGAACCCUCUCUUCGCCUCCACUGCAGCUUAAUUAAGGGCUGACAAGAGUUUGUGCCAAAACACAGUGUGUGGGGGGGGGGGAAUAAAAGGGAGGGAGUUUUGAAAAUACAAAAGGACCUAUUGCCCCCUAGUGGUUGCCAGAAGUAUUUGUAAUCCUCUAGGCUUUUACCACUUUUCUUUCCUUCCAAUCUUUGACUGAAGUCUUUUUGGUUUUCAGCCUUCUCUAGUCAUGACUGAGCCAUAGCUCUUCCUGAAAUGAAGCUGUUUCUGGGGAGGAGGAGGUUUCUGCUCUUUUAAACAGUUAUCUCUUGCUCAUUUUUAAAUGAUAUUUAAUCAGUUAUUGUUGAUUUAAUUUCUUUGUGUCAUUUAUCCAUUAGAGUUUCAAUAGGUUUCCCUACCUUGCAUCUUCUUUUCAUUAUCUGGAAGAAGAACUUGAAAAUGAAGAGGCAACAGAUGUGGAUAAUACUUCUCAUCCCUACCUCCCCCCCCCCGAAUCAGCUUCCUAGGGAGAAUUUUUACAUGUACUAUAAAUAUAUAAAUAUAUAAAUUAAUAAAUAGAUAGAUAAAUAAAUAGAUAGAUAGAGCAAGAAAGACACAGAGGAAGAGAGAUAUUUAUCAAGAGACUAAGAAAAAUAUUCUGAUAUGUCUUUGGACUCGGUUAAUUUACCUUUUCUUUCUUUCUUUUCUUUUCUUUUCUUUCUUUUCUUUCUUUCUUUCUUUCUUUCUUUCUUUCUUUCUUUCUUUCUUUCUUUCUUUUUCUCUUCUUUGAUCAACAAUUCUACAAAACAGUUUUACUAGAAAAGAUUUUUCUGAAACUUUAUCCCCAGAAUGCUGUUUUAUUUACCAUGCAGGUGUAGAAACAGAUCUGCCAAUCCUCACUGCCAAUCCACUGGAUUCAAUUUUUGCUCUGCAUAAAGUCAGGGUUCCAUGUGUACCAAUGCAGAAUUUAUACAUGCCCCCUUCCCAACACAAACUCCCUCCAGUGAAAAAAAAAUGUUAAUUUACUACUUCCCUACAUUCACAUCCUGCAUCUUAAAACAACAAACAAACAAACAAAAACAGAUGUGGAACCAUGCAGUAUAAGGAUUUAUAAGACUGACCUUAUGUGUAACGCCUGGCAGUAUGGAUUAGUUCUAUUUCAUUAUUGUUAUUUUUAUAAUGACCCUAAAACAUGAACUCAGGGAGGGUUAAAGAAUGCACAUUACCAAAAGAACAAAGUUAACCCAAUUAAUGGGGAGUGAAGUAGAGGAGAAGGAGAGAAGGAGAAGGCAGAAUGAAAUAUUGCAUAUAUUGCAAAAACGAAAUAUUAAAAUUCAACAGGGCCAUUCAAGUCCAUGGCGCUGUCAGGAUUCAGGGCCCCAUUCGUCAGAAAAAGCAAGAAGGUCCGUGAACACAUCAGGGCUAGCUUACUGCAUUUUAAAGAAAGCAAAGUAAUGCAAAUAGACAUUACCAUCAGAAGAGGCACAUGUGGAAGACUGUUAUACCCACAGUCUUAAAAUGACCUGAUUGGAACACUGGUCAGAGGCCCACUUCUCCUUCCAUGAAGGAGAAAAACUAUGGAAGAGAAGGUUACAGAUUUUGCAAAAUACAUUCAAACAAACACAAACCAACUUGUAUAGCCAAGCAAAUGGAUUUAGGCUGUUGCCACCUUAGUAGAGGGUAAUUGCUAUUAGAUGCAGUAGGAAUUAGUUCUGAGAAUAUUAGCAUGUUUACUGUCUGCCUUUUAAACUGUCAUAAUUCUGGGCAUAGAAUUCUGGUUGCAGAAUUACUCAGAAGUACGCCCUGCUGCAUUCAUUUGGACUUAUUCUGUAGUAAGCAUAUUUAGGAUUGCAGCUCUGAGAACAAUCAAUGCAGAAUUUCAGACCUUCUGCAUAUAAUGGGAUUUGACUUAGCCAUAUGGCAAUGGAGAUUAACUAAAACUUUUAAACAAUUAAAUGUUUGGGUAAUGGAAAUACUGCUUGUCAAGAUGUUCAUUACAGAUAUGUUAUUUUCUUUCAGUAGCUAAUUAUAUGGGAAGCCAUGUCUAAAAAUACAGUUAGAAACUGUGAUUGUCUCUUUACUGUUUCUUCUAGCCUUCUAAGUAGUAUUUUUUUCAUGUUUGUUUUAUGAAAAUAAAUAAAUUUUUGGAGGUGGGAUGUAGAAUUAGAGAAGAGUGGGAUUUUUCCUUCAUUUUUAGUGGCAAUGAGAGGAUCAAACAUUCUAAAAUCUUUGAAAAAAAGAAAAUUUUAAAAUGUGCCAAGUGAAUUUGAGAGAGAAAUCAGUGGAGAAGCUACACCUCUUCUAGGUUUGUAUGUAUAAAGUGAGUUUCGUAUUUUAAAAAGAGAGAAAAUUAAAAAUACAAGAACAUUUUUUAAACAAAAUCAGUGAUUGUGCU